Molecule: messenger RNA, 4497 nt
Organism: Agrilus planipennis (emerald ash borer)
Lineage: Eukaryota; Metazoa; Arthropoda; Insecta; Coleoptera; Buprestidae
Exons: 2
Coding region: 21-4337 (1438 amino acids)
Source: RefSeq, a predicted model, not a curated record
ACUAAAUUAUACUUUUAAAAAUGAGUGAUGGAAAGAAAGUCCAAAAAGAAGUUCUUUUAGCAAUUUCAAAUAACGAUUUAAAGAAUACUCUUACUAUUCUAAACUUAAAAGAUACCUUGUGCUGCAGUGACGAUUUUUGUGUGAAAAUUUUGAUAUGUUGCUGUUCCCUCUGCACUAACAAUGGAAAGGAGAAAAGUGUUGAUUCUGAAAUGCUGUUAAAAAUCGUACAGUAUUGUUUGCAAAAUAUUUGUUACUUAAAUGAAAACCAAUGGGACAAGUACUAUCGAUCAGUUUAUCACAUUGUGAAAUUUUUACUACAAAAUAACAAAGCAAUUAAUGCAACACAUUUAGAAGAGAUCUUGUUGCCUCAAUUCUGGGACAACUGUGUUAGUCUUAAAUAUCAUUUGUUGUACAAAUCAGUGUGUGAUAUAGUCCACAAUGUAAUUGCCAAGAUGUCCAAAAAGUAUUCUGAUAAAACAACUGCUAAAGAGGCAGUUACAUGGUGCAUACUAGCUUUGAAAAUGUACCAGAAAAUUAUUCCACUGGAUCAGUUGUUUGAGACUAAAGUUUCAGUAUAUUUUAGAUCUUUAAGUGGACUUCCAGCUGCUGAGAGGUUAAAAAUGUAUUUAUCAUUAUUAAAUUUAGUUGAUGGUAAAGAAAACAGUAUUCCUACAACAGGACUUCUACAUUUGCUCUUAAAAACACUUAAACCAUUGACAGAGAACUUGAAUUGUCAUGAAGAUUCAUUUAUAUUAGCAGAAUGCAUAAAAAGGAUUGUAAAUUCUGUUAAAAAGGAAUCUGACAAAGAAGUUUUAAAAUUUAGCACAUUGCUAGUUUUAUUGAGUAAGAUUAUAUUGAUGGAUAACAAUAUGACCAGCAGAAUUUGUGAAUUUCAUCAACAAUUCUUAAGAAACUAUUGCUGCUCUGAAGAAAUGUGUCAUAUAGUUGCAAACAUUUUGAAACUUGUCAUUAAUCGUAUCACAUCUGACAAAACAGAGUUAUUAUCUGAGAGAUUUUUAAAAAGUUUUGCCAGUUUAUUGCUUGUGGUGAGUAAAGAAGUAGCAAACAAAGAUAAAGACUGCAAGUCUUGUGAUAGUUGCCUCGUUUGUACAGACAUUUUUACUUCAGUAACAUUGUUAUUAAAGCUUGGAUACUUGACUAAAUUUUCCAUCUCUAAAAACGUCUUAAUAGCAGCUGAAACAUUGCAAACAAUUCAAAAAUACUUAAAGUAUGGCUGUGAACUUAUUGCAAGACUCAAAAAGCAACAGUGCAACAAGUGGAGAAAUUCUUGGAUAGAAAUGGGAGCUCUAGUUUAUAAUAUUGGCGUUAAUUUGUAUGAAAAGAAACUUAAUCAGUGUUUAAUCUUUUGGGAAUUGUUCCUUGAGAAAACUUUAACUUUAGAAGCCUCAGAAGAAGUUAUUUCAAGGGAUAUUAUGAGUCAAGCUUUGAGUGGAUUGACUGAGACUUGCAUAGAAAAUAAAAGAUAUGAAGACGCCUUAACAUAUACUGCUUUAAAUGCCCUAAAAUGCUCGGAGGCGAGAAGUAAAAGCGUAUUUUCUCAGUGGGUGCAUAUAAAGACGAUCUCUAAGGAUGCUGACAUGGGGAGUAGGAUUGAAAAAAUUCAGGAAACAACAACCGUUUCAGCUUUGGAAUGUAAAAAAGAAUAUGCCUACCUAUUAAACGCUUCUAAUUCCGAAUUAUUGUUAACUAAAGAGCUCGAACACUAUAAGAUGCUUUGGCCAAGUAAGAAACCUAUGAUGAUGGCACUGAAACGAUUAAAACUUGUAUGUGAUAGCAUCACGUGUGCUAAAGUUUUGGUGAAAGUUUGGGGCGAUUGUAAUACUUCAGUACACGAUGAUUUCUAUCUAAUUUUCACAGAAAUUUUUGACGAUUUCCAAAAAGAAUUAAAUGAUCCCAAAUAUAUUAUCGAUUUUGAAGCCGAAAUAUGUCUUGCCAACAUGUACGUUUUACAAUACGAUUUUAAUUUGAAUAAAUUGAGAUAUAAUCAGUGUGAUGAAAUGAAUAAUACGGUCUCCGCCCCUAAAAUACCUCUACAACCCCACGAAUUGCCCCCAAAUCCUAACGACGAAUGCGAUAUGGUCUCAGCGUAUUCAAAUUUGAACAUUGACGCAGUUAAAAAAAUCAUGAAUUACUUAGAUCAGGCACUUGAAAAAUUAAAAGGAAUUAUUACCCGUUUAAACCAUGACAACAAAUCUAUUAUCGAGAAAUAUAAGGUUUCCGAACUUCUGUUUCUGAUUGCCGAACAUUAUCGAUUAAACAGUUACAAUAGUUUUGCAAUACAAAGUUGGGUUGUAAAUUUAAGAAUUGCAGAAGUUGUGAAUAACGCAGAACUCAAAUUGAAAUGCAUAAAUUCGAUUUUGGAAGCUGCUGAUGAGAUGUCUGUUUCACUCAGUAACAAACUUCUAGAUGAAGCAAAUAAAAUAAUUGCCAAAACUGACAUAAACUCAGAAUUGGUCCUGAUGUUUUAUAUUCAACGUAGUAGGAUUUAUUUAAAGCGUAAUUAUGUGAAAAACGCUUUGCUAGACUUUCAAAAGGCUGAUAAAGAAUUAUCAAAGGUCGUUGAUACUAUUAAUCCGACGGUUAAUAUAAAAUUCAACCUGCUGAAAUUUCAGCUAAUGUUAUUACCCUGUAAAUAUGAUAUUGAAGGGCAUGACAUUACCCCUGUGUCAAUGUUACAUCAGCAUUUACACUUGAUUACUUCAUAUUUAAAAGAGAAAAACCACAACCCAAUUGGACUUCAUUUAUAUUUUGAAUUGACUAGAACAAUGGGGACUACUUAUAAGUGGCUGCUAUUGCCAAGGGAAGUUAGAUGUUAUUGUCGGGAUGCUGCCAUUUUAGCCCAGAAACUUCUACUUCCUUUGGUAUCGGCUGAAUUUUUAGUCCUUUUAUCUCAUGCCGACUUGCACAGUGUUCGACAUGACGAUUGCUCGGUUAAAUUGGAAGGUCUUUCAUACAUCUUGUGUCUCUUAAAUAAACGCUCUAAUAAUAAUAAUAAUAAUAAUGAUUUAAAAGUAGCUUCAGAUAUGGUAAAAGAUUACAAGAAGCCUGAAGAGAAUGUGCUUGUAGUUCCUCCCCUAUUAGAGUUUCGGGAUGCCCCUUCAACUGUCAAAUGUUUAACUAAUACAGGUGGUUCUCCUGAUUUUUUAAAAAAGAGCUUCAAAAUGCCCAACUUUAUAGACCACAAGGGCAGCUGCGAUUGCGUUUACUGCAACAACUUCGAGUAUCACAAUAUCACGUUGAAAACGUUGCAUUUGUAUGCACUUUUGAACUAUCACAAAAACUACUUAAAUACAGCCCAAGAGUUUUUCGAAGGGGCCUGUUUAUUCUACAAAAGAUUGAAAACGAGGGAGACUGUUUUAAAAAAAAAGUUAAACACAUUUCUUGACUGUGAACUGCUUCCUGAUUUCAUUAGUUUUUAUUGGGAAUCAUUCUGCUCCUUAUUACUGGAUUUUGGAUAUUUUUUAAUGAAAGUCAACAACACAUCGAGUGCUCGCAAAGUAAAUGCGAAACUUUUAGAUCAUCUUCGCGAAAACGAACUACGAAACGUUUAUAUACAAAAUGAAGCGGUUAUGCAACAUUGCUUUAUUGAGAUGGACGUUGAGGACAAUAAAGAAAACUUACAAUUAGAUUUAUUGAAAGUAAAUAAUAAGGAGAUAAAUAACGUAACUGACUCUAAAUCUCUUCAGAAAACUCCGGAAGAUAAACAAACAAAAAUAAAUGUUUCUGGAACUGUAAGUCCUAGACUAAUAACACCUCCUGCUCGUGUAGUAAAAGCCAUAAAAUUCGACUUAGGAGAACAAGACGAAAAAGAGACAAAGAAACCUGACAGAAUUGAAUUUGAAGUUAACAGCAUAUUUACAACGUUUUCAAAAACACCUGUGAUACCUAAAAUUAAAGUUUACAUGUCACCACCGAAGACCACGUCUAAAAAACGAAAUUUGGCCAGAGUGCCCGACGAAGUGAAAAUAGAAAAUACUAGUGAUAUAAUUCAAAUGAGUCCAAAUGCCUAUGCAACACCUUCUUCAUUAAAAAAUGCUGAUACAAAAGGCGAAUUUGGCUUGCGAUCUAGGACAAAAUUGUUAACGAACCGAUUAAAAAGUUCUGCGAAACCAAACGUCGAAGAGAUUGACAAUAUUGAUGAUAUGAAAAAUAAUGUUCGUAAAAAUUUGAUGACUGAAUUAAACGAUGUCGUAACAGAUUUAAAUGGUUUAACGAUUUCUGGGCCACAAAAGAAGAAGGAAGGAAACAAUUCCAAAAAAGGAAUUGAAGCUCCAGUUGUAAGAAAACGAAGAGGAAGACCCCCGAAAAAAGUUUAACUUUUAUAUAUUCUUUACCUUUGUAGUCAAAUGUAUUUCAUUGAUGUAUGUAUUAUUUAUUAUUUUUAAGGUUUAUUGUUUGGUGAUUGUCUAGUUUGUUAAUUAUAACUGUACUUUAAAUAUUACAACUAAUUUUAAUAAACAUUUGUUAAUUACCGUG